Monoraphidium neglectum is the source of this 1101-nucleotide messenger RNA. RefSeq lists its product as hypothetical. The record is from RefSeq and is a predicted model, not a curated record. Gene Ontology annotation, molecular function: oxidoreductase activity. NCBI's taxonomy places the organism in Eukaryota, Viridiplantae, Chlorophyta, Chlorophyceae, Sphaeropleales, Selenastraceae. The coding region runs from base 1 to 1101 and encodes 366 amino acids. Gene Ontology annotation, cellular component: cytoplasm. The transcript is spliced from 7 exons.
AUGGGGGUCUCCACCGCCUACUACCUCGCCACCCGCAAGGGGCUGACAUGCACAUUAGUCGAGCGGCACGAGGUGGCGGGCGCCGCGUCGGGCAGGGCAGGCGGCUUCCUAGCGCUCGACUGGAACGACAGCAGCCCGGUGGGCCGCCUAGCCCGCAAGAGCUACAAGCUGCACCAAGACCUGGCGCAGGCCCUCGGCGCCGAGCAGAUCGGCUACCGACCGCUGGAGACGAUUUCGCUGUCGGCCGCGGCGCCGCGCGCGCCCGGCGGCAAGGGGCGGCCGCGGCUGGGCGCGGCGCUGCCGGGGUGGCUGGACGGGGGAGGGGUGGUGGCAACAAGUAAGAUGGGGACGCACGAGACGACUGCACAGGUGCACCCCCGCAAGCUCACACUGGCAAUGUGGGCGGCCGCCGAGGCGCUCGGCGCCAAGAUGGUGCGCGGCGUGGUGCGGGGCUUGUCGGUGGACGGCGGCAGCAACGUGACAGGCGUGGAAGUCGAAGGGGUGGGCACCCUGGAUGCUGACGCCGUGGUCGUCGCCCUCGGCCCCUGGAGCGGCCAGGCCUCCACCUGGCUGCCGCGCCUGCCGCCCGUCGGCGGCCAGAAGGCGCACAGCGCGCUGCUGCGGCCGGCGCCGGGCGCGGGCGUGACGGGGACGGCCGUGUUCACGGCAUACAAGGACGAGGAGGGCAGGACGCGGGAGCCGGAGAUCUACCCGCGCGCGGACGGGACGGUGUACGUCUGCGGUGAGAGCAGCGCCACGCGGCUGCCGGCCGACCCCGCUGACAUCACCAUCGACAGCGAGGGCACGAUUGGGCGGAUACUGGAGGUCGCAGGGGCGCUGUCGUCCUGCCUGAGGGGGGCGGAGGUCGUGGCGCAGUCGGCGUGCUACCUGCCAGUCACGGCAGACGGUCUCCCGCUGAUCGGCAGAGUUCCAGGCGUUCGCGGGGCGUUUGUCGGCGCGGGCCACUCCUGCUGGGGCAUCCUCAAUGGGCCCGCCACCGGGCUGGCGCUGGCGGAACUCAUUGCUGACGGUGCGGUCCGCAGCGUAGACAUUGCGCCCUUCGACCCCGCCCGCGGCGGCCACGAGUUCGGAGCCGUGUGA